AUGCCUAUUGGUGGAUUUGAGGGACCUUCGCAUGGUGAUGGACCUAGUUUUGUAGGAAUUCGAUUCUGCCCAGAAUGCAAUAAUAUGUUAUAUCCAAAAGAAGAUAAAGAAAGUCACAUAUUACUGUAUGCUGUAAGUUUACAUUUAAACAAAUAUUUAUCAGCAGACAGUAAUUGUAUAUAUGUGAACAAAAUUAUGCACGAAAUUGACGAAUUAACACACAUUGUGUCAGAUGUAAUCUCAGAUCCAACGCUUCCAAGAUCAGAAGAACAUCCUUGUCCAAAAUGCAAUAAUAGACUGGCUGUAUUUUUCCAAGCUCAGACAAGAAGAGCAGAAGAAGAAAUGAGACUUUAUUAUGUAUGCACUAAUCAACACUGCUGUCACAGAUGGACAGAAUAA
Molecule: messenger RNA, 399 nt
Organism: Pediculus humanus corporis (human body louse)
Lineage: Eukaryota; Metazoa; Arthropoda; Insecta; Psocodea; Pediculidae
Product: DNA-directed RNA polymerase II 15.1 kDa polypeptide, putative
Exons: 4
Coding region: 1-399 (132 amino acids)
Biological process (GO): DNA-templated transcription; transcription initiation at RNA polymerase II promoter; transcription-coupled nucleotide-excision repair
Cellular component (GO): RNA polymerase II, core complex
Molecular function (GO): nucleic acid binding; zinc ion binding; DNA-directed RNA polymerase activity
Source: RefSeq, a predicted model, not a curated record